Molecule: messenger RNA, 315 nt
Organism: Colletotrichum lupini
Lineage: Eukaryota; Fungi; Ascomycota; Sordariomycetes; Glomerellales; Glomerellaceae
Exons: 1
Coding region: 1-315 (104 amino acids)
Source: RefSeq, a predicted model, not a curated record
AUGUUGUCAGUUUAUGCUCGGGCCAAUCUCGCUAUCGGUAAUUUGAUGAUCGUCUUGGCCCCGUCUGCGACACUCGUGAGUCCCGACAACCCGUUCAGCCCGUCCUGGCUGCCUACUGUUCCUGGUGUCAAGCGGUGCCGCUACUUGGCACCUCAAUGCGCCAAAAAUGCCAUGGCGGUGACCGUGCUGGUCUCCGUCUGCGUACUCAGUACGCUGUCAAUGGCCGCAUUGCUCACUAUGUUGGCCCGACUCGUUCCGUGGCUGGGUUCUUGGAAGGGGGCCAAGUUUUUUUGUUUUGGGGGAAGGGUUAAGUAG